CACACCUCCACCCUCGCGACUGGCUGCGAGCGCUCUUGAGCAUGUAGCGGGCCGCACGAGCGCACUGGCGCAUGCGUCGAGGGUUCGCCUAGGUGCUUAACUUGUGCACUGCCUGAAUGGCAGAUACCUAUCGCUAGUAGGUGCUUGGCGAGAUAGGUGGCUGUUGAAGACCGAGAAGCACUUUCAUGUGUAGUGCCAUCGAAGAAGACCGUUCGCACACAUUCGUCCUCACCCUCACGGAGGGACGACCAUGUCAUUAAGCCCCAAGCAUACUCCGUUCUCCGUCACCGAUAUACUGAACCCGCUCGCCGAGGAGAACUACCGCAAGACGUUCGAGUCGGCGAUCCCGCCGCUGAUGCCAAACUACCGGCCGACGAUUAACUCCAGCACCCACCAGCCGCACCAGUCGUCGCUGACCGUGAACAACAUGAACGUUCCCGUCACGUCGCCCUACCACAUGCACGUGCCGCAGCUGUCGCAUCACUCGUCGUUUCCGUCGCAGUACUGCAACGGCGCCGAGCUGUCGCACUACGGCGACCCGACGGGCCUCGCCGUGCGACACUCGUCGACAGGAUGGUACACGGCAAACCCCGACCCGAGAUUCGCAAUUUCGCGUCUCAUGAGCCACUCGUCGGGCAUGAACAUGAACAUGUCGUCGACCGUGUCGGCGCUGAACGGCAUCGACGGCGGCAUGCACAAGGGCAUGCAGUUUCCGCUGACGCAGCGACGCAAGCGGCGCGUGCUCUUCACGCAGGCGCAGGUCUACGAGCUGGAGCGUCGCUUCAAGCAGCAGAAGUACCUGUCGGCGCCCGAACGCGAGCACCUCGCCAGUCUCAUCAACCUGACGCCGACGCAGGUGAAGAUCUGGUUCCAGAAUCACCGCUACAAGUGCAAGCGCGCCACCAAGGACAAGCAGAUGCAGGAGCAUCAGCACAGCGGCCAGCAGGGCGGCGCUGCGGGCGGCGGCGCGCAGGGCGGCCAGCAGUCGCCGCGGCGCGUCGCCGUGCCCGUGCUCGUGAAGGACGGUAAGCCGUGCACGGCGGGCUUGGGCGGCGCCGACGCCGGCAUGCAGGCGUCGCAGGCGGCGAGCCACCGGCACGGCCAGCACGCCGCCGCCAUGCCGCAGGCGAUGACGCCCGACAACUCGGUGAACUCCGGCGCGCAUCAGUCGCCGGUGACGGCGGCGAGCAUGCAGAGCAGCAUGACGAACCACCUGACGAGCUCGAUUAACUACAACGCCGUCGCCGGUAUGAGCUCGGCCGACGUCGUCGCCUCCUACAUACCGUCGCUCACGCACCGCGCCUGGUGA
This is a messenger RNA of Priapulus caudatus, 1309 nucleotides long. RefSeq names its product homeobox protein Nkx-2.1-like. Lineage: Eukaryota; Metazoa; Priapulida; Priapulimorpha; Priapulimorphida; Priapulidae. The transcript is spliced from 2 exons. Bases 251 to 1309 code for a protein of 352 amino acids. Gene Ontology annotation, biological process: regulation of transcription by RNA polymerase II; cell differentiation. Gene Ontology annotation, cellular component: nucleus. Gene Ontology annotation, molecular function: RNA polymerase II cis-regulatory region sequence-specific DNA binding; DNA-binding transcription factor activity, RNA polymerase II-specific. The record is from RefSeq and is a predicted model, not a curated record.